UCGUCGAUGCCUGAUUCAUACUUUUUGCACAUGCUAAGUUUUUGUGUUGCGCGAACGUCGCGUGUGCGAUCGGAUCAAUUGCGAAGAUUGUGUUUAUCUGUUCUCGAACAGACGUUUGCACUUUCGCUGUAAUUGAAGUAAUUGCGGGUGAAACAAUGACAGACAUUAGUAUGCAUCAGCAGCAUCCUGGUCUCGAUGUAUUGUCGAGACCCGCCGAGGAAUUUGUCAAUGACCCGAGUGUCGAAAGAAUGUGGGCAAUGAAAGCUAUGGAGCACGCAGAAGUUUACUUCAAUAUUUUAUGCUCAGUUGAUCCAAAACUCUUGAGACUCACACCUCAUGACGACAUAAUUUACAAAACAUUCCGAGAAACCUUCCCUGAUAUGAAGGUAGACAAAAUAAGUGAAGAGGACCUUAAGUCUCAUGAACAGAAGGAAAAAUGGAGACCUUUUUGCCAGCAAUUUAAAAACAUUGUAGAGGACUAUAGUUUUGGUACAUUGAUGAGAGCAGAUUGCACUGGAGAAUACUCUGAGGAAAACAGCAUUCUCACAACUAGAAUACAGUUUUAUGCUAUUGAGCUUGCAAGGAACAAAGAGGGCCUCAAUGAUAUUGUACGGAAAACAUAUAAACCAAAGGAGAGUAAGAAGUGAUCAAAUAGUAUGCUAUAUAUACAAAUUGUGACUAGAUACACUAAUAUUGUUGAAAAUAUAUUCAAAUACUUUUAA
This is a messenger RNA of Harpegnathos saltator (Jerdon's jumping ant), 722 nucleotides long. Its product is annotated as protein PBDC1. The transcript has 4 exons. Bases 156 to 647 code for a protein of 163 amino acids. The record is from RefSeq and is a predicted model, not a curated record. Lineage: Eukaryota; Metazoa; Arthropoda; Insecta; Hymenoptera; Formicidae. Gene Ontology annotation, cellular component: cytoplasm.